UUUCAUAAGGAGCAGUUGCAUGAGGGUAGAGUGAGUUGCAGAAAGUGACAACAUAUAGAGAAAAUGAUACAGAUAAGAAACAGGUCUAUGAUGUGGGUAGUGGGUUCAUUACAUACAUUUUGUAAAUAAGCAUCCCUUCAAGACGAUAUUAUUACAAAUAAUAACUUUAUUUUCACAGUGAGAAUUACGAUAUUCUGAUUUUGAGUAUAAAUAUAAAUUGUUUGUGCACAUCCCAAAAAGUGCUAUUAGAUACUGACACCAUGGUGCUGGUAGCCUGAAUAAAUAGAAAGGGUGUGAGCAGAGCACAUGUCCCACAGGUAAUCAUGUGCCAGAGUUGCCUUCUGUAGAGAAGUGAUAGAACAGAAGGGGGAAGGGGAAUUUGGAAGUCUGCAAAGUUUUGCAGCCGGCACUUUGCACCCGGGGCUAAAUUUACACGGACACUGAGGGGAUAAAGAAAGUUAAUGAUAAAGGACAAGGAGUGCAGCACAUGAGCAGGAGCUCAAGAGACUGUGACUUUUUCAUACUAACCGUUUCACCUGAAGACACUUGGGGAUUCAUAUCUAAAGAGAAAAGCUAAUAAAAAGGCUUCCUAAAAUGGAUGGAGAGGUGGAGAAGCAGCUGCUACUGAGUGGGGAGAAAUGCUCCUAUUCUGGAAUCCCAGGGAAGGAUUUACAUAGCCAGGUGUUCACUUAUAUAUCCGAUUUAAAUGGUAUUGAACUGGGUCAUCAGGAGAACCAGCACUGUCAUUCUAACCGGGAACAGGAUGAUUGGAAUAGCAAAGAGAAAAAGAGGGCCCGUCGGAAGUUGUAUGUGGCAUCAGUGGUCUGCUUGUUGUUCAUGAUUGGAGAGGUGAUCGGUGGGUACUUGGCACACAGUUUAGCAAUCAUGACAGAUGCUGCUCACCUUCUGACAGACUUUGCGAGUAUGAUGAUCAGUUUAUUUGCUCUGUGGGUGUCCUCAAGGCCAGCUACUAAAACAAUGAACUUUGGCUGGCAUCGGGCAGAGAUACUGGGAGCACUCCUCUCUGUUCUCUCAAUCUGGGUCGUGACUGGAGUCUUGGUCUACCUGGCUGUGGAGCGUAUAAUAUCAGGAGAUUAUGAGAUUGAAGGUGAUGCUAUGCUGAUCACCUCAGCCUGUGCAGUUGCAGUCAAUAUUAUAAUGGGGGUAACUCUUCACCAGACAGGGCAUGGACACAGUCACGGAGCUGGAAACUCCCAUUCUCACUCCCAUGGUGUUGGAGAUCACAGUAAUCCUAGUGUUCGUGCUGCUUUUAUCCAUGUAGUUGGUGAUUUAUUACAGAGCAUUGGGGUGCUCAUUGCUGCCUUUGUCAUUUAUUAUAAGCCAGAUUAUAAAAUUAUUGAUCCUAUAUGUACAUUCCUAUUUUCUGUGCUGGUUCUGAUCACAACGCUGACCAUCCUUAGGGAUGUCCUUCUAGUUCUAAUGGAAGGAACCCCUAAAGGAGUGGAUUUUAACCUGGUCAAGGACACCUUGCUCUCCAUCAAUGGAGUGAAAGCUCUUCAUAGUCUGCAUAUCUGGGCUCUGACAGUCUCCCAACCUGUGCUUUCUGUUCACAUAGCAAUCAAUGAGAAUGCAGACUCUCAGGCAGUACUGAAAGAGGCCAGUUCACAACUACAAAAUAAGUUUCACUUCCACACCACCACUAUCCAAAUAGAAAAUUACUCAGAUGACAUGAAAGACUGUCAAGAGUGCCAGGACCCUUCAGACUAAGGUCUGACCUUAAGGACUAUUUUAACCAUGAAGCUACAAUCUCCUUCUGUGAGAACCAUAUCUACCUUAGUACUGAUCUUCCACAGUGAUGAUUUUACUUACCUGCCUUACAUGGGAACUGUGAUCUAGCGUGCUAGGAUUCCACUCUGAGACUAAAUGCAGUCACUAACAUUCCUAGAAGUACUGGCUGGUUUUGAUGUCUGCUAGAAUGUAAUGUCCAUGUCUGUAUGAUGUUACACAAGCGCUGCUACACUCGUACAUAUCCAGAGAUUUCACAGUCUGAACAACAAAUAAACAUUUACAGAGACUCCAGUUUAAUUACAGAACAAAUAUUUUUAUUACAUUUUGUAUUACACGACUUAAUGUAAAAAAAACAAAAAACUAUUCUUUAUUGAAGCCCCUUUUUUAAUUUA
Messenger RNA from Xenopus laevis (African clawed frog), 2141 nucleotides. RefSeq names its product solute carrier family 30 member 2 S homeolog (gene slc30a2.S). The coding region runs from base 595 to 1728 and encodes 377 amino acids. The record is from RefSeq and is a predicted model, not a curated record. The transcript has 8 exons. Gene Ontology annotation, cellular component: plasma membrane; lysosomal membrane; zymogen granule membrane. Lineage: Eukaryota; Metazoa; Chordata; Amphibia; Anura; Pipidae. Gene Ontology annotation, molecular function: zinc ion transmembrane transporter activity; monoatomic cation transmembrane transporter activity. Gene Ontology annotation, biological process: zinc ion import into organelle; response to zinc ion; transmembrane transport.